UCAUUUCACUUGUCUUCGGACUAUCACUCUUUCUUGUGUACUUUACACCUUUUCACUCCUUCUGGAAAGCAGAGUAUAACGGCAAGGCCCGUCAUAUUAUAUACAACACUCUUUCUUCAGCUUCUCAAGCAAACAAACCCAAACAAACAUUCAAAAUGCGUUUCGCUACUUCUGUUGCUACUCUCAUUGCCUCCGCGGCUCUCUCUUCCGCUGCUACCGUCACCUUCUGGACCCUGGACGACGUUCAGCGCACCAUCUACUUCACCUGCAACCCUGGCAACGCUGACAUUGACUCUGUCACCGUCGACAACAGCAAGAACACCACUGUUACCUUCCCUGAUACUUGGCAAGGCAACUUCUACGCCGUCAAGGAGGGCGCUUCCAACGUCCCCGGCAUGCUCGGUGAGGUCAACUUCGGCAGCUGGCACGGACUGACCUACUUUGACGUCUCCGCCAUUGUUGACCCCAACGACAAGGACAACGUCAAGCUGAUGUUCCCUGCUGAGUCCUAUGAGCCCAUGUCUGGCUGCGUCAACUUCCCUUGCAACAACGCCUACUACCUCCCUGAUGACAUUCAGACCAAGGCCACCAUGGAGAGCGACCUCAUCACCACUCUUGGCUCUGGCUCCAUUGCUCACACCUUCACUGAGGAACAGUAAAUAGCUGUGUAUUCAGACUUUCCUUUUUUCUUGAUUUGACUCUGGGGGCCUUUUGGCUCCCUUUGGUGCUGAGCACCAGGUCACUCAUGACGCUAUGAUGAAAUGCAAAAACUUAUCAUGAUAUGGGAUACGGGUUACUGGGUAUAGGUUUUGCACGGGAAACAAAAAAAGGACAAACUUGGUUGCGAGCACAACCAUUCACUUCUUACAGAUUUUGGUCUCUCUUCUUCUUACCUAGAGUAAGAGAGGAGAGCCAGAGGCUGGCACUCA
Molecule: messenger RNA, 929 nt
Organism: Trichoderma harzianum CBS 226.95
Lineage: Eukaryota; Fungi; Ascomycota; Sordariomycetes; Hypocreales; Hypocreaceae
Exons: 1
Coding region: 156-659 (167 amino acids)
Source: RefSeq, a predicted model, not a curated record